This is a messenger RNA of Orussus abietinus, 1288 nucleotides long. It is a transcript of the gene snRNP-U1-C, whose product is annotated as U1 small nuclear ribonucleoprotein C. Gene Ontology annotation, biological process: mRNA 5'-splice site recognition; mRNA splicing, via spliceosome; spliceosomal snRNP assembly. The transcript has 2 exons. The record is from RefSeq and is a predicted model, not a curated record. The coding region runs from base 153 to 665 and encodes 170 amino acids. Gene Ontology annotation, cellular component: U1 snRNP; nucleus. NCBI's taxonomy places the organism in Eukaryota, Metazoa, Arthropoda, Insecta, Hymenoptera, Orussidae. Gene Ontology annotation, molecular function: zinc ion binding; pre-mRNA 5'-splice site binding.
CGUUGCGCCGCCCUUGGGGGAAAAAAACAGUGAAAGCUAACGUACGAAACCAGAGGGCAGCACAGGAUGCGAUCGCACGAUCCUUUCCGUGAGCAAUCUCCCAACUCAUCUCUGGACGUACGUACGAAAGCGGAAGUCUUAAAAUUCUCAACAUGCCCAAGUAUUAUUGUGAUUAUUGCGACACAUAUUUAACGCAUGAUUCGCCGAGCGUGCGGAAGACUCAUUGCCAAGGACGCAAACAUAAGGACAAUGUAAAAUAUUUUUAUCAGAAAUGGAUGGAGGAACAAGCUCAACAUUUGAUCGAUGCAACAACAGCUGCAUUUAAGGCAGGGAAAAUUGCCUCUAACCCAUUUGCAGCUAAUAAAGGUGCAGCGAUUCCACCUCCACCAAAUCUUGGACCUCGACCUGGAGUACCACCGCAGGGACCUCCUGGUAUGAUGCCACCUCCCGUAAUGCAUCCCGGAGGGCCGAUGGGACCAGGUGGGCCAAUGAUGAUGGGACCCCAUGGACCGAUGCCUCCGAUGCUUGGUAUGAGGCCACCUAUGAUGGGUCCAAUGGGUCCUAUGGGUCCUGUGAUGGGGCCUAUGGGUCCAAUGGGACCUAUGAGACCUCCAAUGAAUGGGCCACCACCUCCUAUGAGUGGGCCUCCACCAAUGAAAAAAUAAACGUAUAUUAAACUAUUCAUCAUAACCUUCUCAAUAUUGGAGUAAUGUUCAAUAAUUAUUGUGAAACCUUUUUUUUUACAUAAAUUGAAUGACUACGACCGUGUGUAUGUGACUUCAAUCAGCUGUGUACAUUGGAUCGAAGUGUCCCGUUGUUUGUAAAUACUAGAAUAAAUCAAAGAUUAUUUAUAAUUAACUUGUGUUACUCGUUAAGAGCAGCAAUUGCGCCGUUUCGGAACAUAUUAUUAUCUCUAUAGUAAUCUAUGCUCUUAUCCGAGUAACAUUCUUCAUUUUGGAAAUAAUCGAUCUUACAUUCAAUGACAUUGGUAAGGAAAUAAAUACAGCAUCAUUGUUAAUUUUUAAGGGUUGCAUUUAAUGAGAAUAUCAACCAACAAAAGGACAUGUAGUAAUUUUGAGAGCAAAACAAUUGCUCUUAUCAAAGAUAAUUUGUAUUUUUUAAUACAAUGUUAACCUCUUAUCGCACCACUAGAACAUGGUCCAAAAUGAUUCGUCUCCACAACUGUAACAGAAUUAUUUCCAAUUACUUACUUAUUCUUGUACAAAAUUACUAAAGUUACUUGACCGUAUCCCGUCGAUUUGAUUUUCCUGUACCCUAAUUUUGCUUA